Messenger RNA from Cyphellophora europaea CBS 101466, 882 nucleotides. RefSeq lists its product as uncharacterized. The transcript has 3 exons. The coding region runs from base 1 to 882 and encodes 293 amino acids. Gene Ontology annotation, biological process: vesicle-mediated transport. Gene Ontology annotation, molecular function: small GTPase binding. The record is from RefSeq and is a predicted model, not a curated record. Gene Ontology annotation, cellular component: membrane; Golgi apparatus. NCBI's taxonomy places the organism in Eukaryota, Fungi, Ascomycota, Eurotiomycetes, Chaetothyriales, Cyphellophoraceae.
AUGGCCAAUCGGGGCUACGAUGUCGUCGUCGAUGUGGAUCAAGAGGGUGAUCUAGGCCACACUGAUCUUCAGGACGAUGACCUUGAAUUUCACCAGUCUAACUUCAAUCAGACUUCUUCGCGCAAGAUUCAACCCGACAACACCCCCUUCCUCUCCUCUGCAACCAACCCAGCCAACCUACCGGCGGACGCGCCGCCUACGAAACGCAUGCUAUGGUCCCUAUCCUUUUACGCUCAAUUCUUCGAUGUGGACACCUCCACCGUUCUACACCGCUGCCGCACCGCUUUGAUUCCCUUUCUCCCAAACACACCACCCUUUCUGGACACACUCGAUGGAAACCCUGACCUGUACGGACCGUUUUGGAUCGCUACCACCGUGGUAGUCAUUCUCUUCUUGACAGGCACGAUCAGCCACAAGCUGGCGAGCGAGAAUAAGAAGCAUUUCGAGUACGACUUCAAGCUGCUCUCGGGUGCCGCAGGCCUGAUAUAUGGAUACACGCUCUUCGUGCCACUAGGACUUUGGGGUGCACUGAGGUGGUUUGGUGCACAGGGCCUCGAGCUUGUAGAAUGCUGGGCACUAUACGGCUACGGCAACUUGUUCUGGAUCGGUGUGUCUCUGCUGAGCUGGAGUCCGCUCAAUGGCCUGAACUAUGCGCUCGUCGGCCUGGGCUAUGCCGUCAGUGUGUUCUUUUUACUUAAGAACCUGUACCCGAUCAUCAGUGCGACGGACAAGAAGAUCAGUCAGAUAUUACUCGUCGUGGUUGUGCUAUUGCAUGCAGGAUUGGCGGUGGCUGUCAAGGUGCUCUUCUUUAGCCACAAGAGUCCGGCAAAGAAAGACGGCGGCGAUGACGACGACGGUGACAAAAUGCUUCUGAUGUUUUGA